Messenger RNA from Seminavis robusta, 2523 nucleotides. Lineage: Eukaryota; Bacillariophyta; Bacillariophyceae; Naviculales; Naviculaceae. The record is from the annotation of a GenBank genome assembly.
AUGUUGAGCUUCGUUCUUUUGCUCUUCCUCUGUGCGGCCAACCCAGUGAGUGCAAGACUUCGAGGCCACAAUGGCACUCUUUCUCUUCUGAUUACUGUGCCUCUCAGUAACGGUGGACAGCAGGAACUAGAUCCUGGAAUCUUUCAUUUGGCAGCUGCUCGUUUGGCUGUCGAUCAUUUCAAUUCUCGGAAUGAUACUAUUAUAAGAGACCUUCAUCUGUACACAGAAAAUUGUUCUAUCAAGUUCCACGAGGAGCAGGUCCGCGCUGUUGACACAGAAGUGGACAGCCAUGCUGCCAUGAAAUCAGUCAUUCGACAGCUGCUGACUGGUGGUAGUCCCCCACCAGAUGCUAUUGCAGGGCCGUACAAUGAGAUUCCUUCACUGGAAUUGAGUGUCUUGGCAACAGGGUUGGAAUCUCCCUUGGUAGCACACAGAUCACUUCACCACGACUUACUGCUGCCAAAACGACACCCAUUCUUCACCCACGUCAAUGCGGAUUCCUACAGUGGCAUGCAAUUUGUGGGGAAAUAUCUACAGCACAUGAAUCGGACCAACUACAUUGCUGUUCUGUACUGUGAAACACCUGCCAACUUACAGAAUAUUGCAGUACUGAGAAAAACACUGGAAGACAAGGGAUUUGAUCAAGUGCGAAUGUUCGGUUACACUCCCCAAUACCUGAUCGAAGAAGAUGAAUACAAAGAGACAUGGGCACAGGAGAGUGAUGUCCAGACAGCAGUAGACCAAGUUCGAGAGAGUGGAUUUCGAACCAUUGUCCUACUGGGCCAUGCUGCACAGAAGGAUACAUACGAGUUGGGUCCUGCAGUCGCAAAGGCUGGUCUAGAUCGGGGAAAACACUUUUGGGUCAUCAGAGAGUGGUCUCACUCACGAAAUGGCGAACUAUAUCACAAUUUUUUUGAGAAUGCAGCAUCAAAACACGGGGCCUAUUUUGUACAAGGCGCUCCCUACCUCUUUGCCUACAAUGGAUAUGAGCUGAAUCCCAAUCGUGUGAAUUUCCGUGCACAUUUGGAAUACAUGGAUUCUUCCUUCUAUCAUCGAGUGUUGCGACUGACCCCCGAUAUUUCCGACGUCAAGAAUGCCACUGAUAUCCUGCUGAGUGUGGUCAAUGAUACACACCCACUUCUCAGCUUGAGAUCAGAGUUGAAGUCGUGGAUGCCGGGGGCAGGGUUUAUGUAUGAUGCUGUGAUGACCAUUGGCCUUGGGGCAUGCAUGGCCACAAGAAAUAGGACUUCCACAAUCAUGACUGGAGAAACACAUCUGAAAGCGAUUCGAUCCCUUGACUUUGUAGGAACUUCAGGGCAAAUCAAGUUCAACAACGAGAAUGGUGUCAAUACUGGGAGCAGAAUAGGCGACACGGUACCUUAUGGAGUUAGCACCCUUUGCCCCACAGGAGAAGGAGAUGGAUUGGACGUGCGCUACAUUGAGAGUUUGGAUCCUCUCACUGGUGAGUGGGUCCAUGGUGGAAAUUUCGGUAGGAUGUGUUUUCUGGGCGGAAGUGAUUCCCCGCCAGAACUGCUGCGGGAGACACCCAACCAGAACUAUAUCACACCGGCAGCUCGCACAUUUGGACUGGUGCUCUUUGCCGUCUCAUUGGCGAUUGUUGGAAUCUCGUUCAUCUGGAUUGUUCUCAAUCGACACCAUGCGGUGACAGUGGCAGCACAGCCUCCUUUCCUCUAUGCCCUUUGCUUUGCCUCUGGGAUGCUCUCCUUUUGUAUUCUACUCUCGUCAUUUGAUGAGAGCGGGGGCUUUGAUGAGGCCACCCUUGACAGGAAUUGCGUCGCAUGGGCUUGGCUGAAUGAAUUGGGGAGAAUAGGGACCUACACUGCAAUUUUUACAAAGCUCUGGCGGGCUGAUCGAUGCCUGCGCUACAACACAAGCACACUGGAGUUAUGGCGUGCUUUGUGGCCAGGCACACUGGUAAUUGUUAUUACACUGAUUUGCUUGGCGAUCUUCACAGUAAAGACUGAUUAUGGCUGGUGGCGAAUUGUUAUUGAUGAUGUUACUGGGGAAAGUGUUGGAGCUUGCGUGAGCCAAUCGCCGACAAUGUUUUAUGUCCCCAUUUAUGUGCUCCAGUUGAUUACAGUCACAGCUGCCUGCAUCAUGGCUUGUAAGACUGUCAGCCUUGAUGGCAUGUACUCUGAUUCCAAGUGGGUUUUGGCCUUUAUCUUUGCCCAAACAUUGGUCUUGCUGGUGGGCGCUCCAGUUGUUUAUAUCUUGAAUGAAAUCAACCCUUCUGCAAGGUACAUUGGUCUUUCACUGUUGACAUUUAGCUUCCCAGUCAGCAGCAGUGGCUUGAUGGUGUUACCCAAGGCAUUGUCCGUGCGAAAGAUUCGCAAAAAGGGCAGGAUGGACGAUUCUGGGCAGCAAGACGGGUCCGUUCGAAACACCAACAGAUCUCUGACAGGCGACUUUGCAUCCGACGAGCAACAGAGUGAGUUGCCGCAAUCCCUUCCUACGCCAACGGGGGGUGUUGGUCCGAAGAUACAGGUAGUGACAUUUGACUAG